CGAAUCGGAACGGAGGUGGUUCGUCGCAGAUGGAAAAUCGCACGCGAUCGCACGAUUAGAUGUAGUAGACUCACGCCUACUUUGGCUUCACCGUGCUUCUCCGCUUUCGACUGGCACGCCGAUGAACAAAGGGGUACAGCUGUUUUUGGAAAAAAGGUACAGCGAGAGUAUUCAGUCCAUCCCGCCGGUCACCACGUUGGUCGCCGCGUUGGUGAAAUACGCGAACGCACUGAUCAACUUGGACAAGGUGAAGACGAUACUCUCGACGAUUAAGAACGACAACGAACGCUACAAGGAUCUGCCAGAGUUCCGGAUUCUCGACCGACACAGUUCGCAGGGCAGACUGUUCGUUCUAGCUUUCGGAGGGUACGUGACCUUCGCAAUGACGACAUACCUGUCGCUUCCGAUCCUGGACAUUCUAAGAGACAUCAGGCACCUCCAGAAUGUUACGGAGCCGAGAAUGAUUCUCCCGCUGGAGUAUAACAUCGACCACGUGAAAUAUUACUAUGCCAUCACCGUGCACAGCUACUCCACCACUAUGCUGGUGGUGUUUAUGAUUGUGGCGCUGGACUCGCUGUUUAUCGUAGUCAUUCAACACUCUUGCAUUCUAUUCUCUAUUACAGGGUACGUGUGUACUCUGCUCGUUCGAGUCGACUCGAAACGAGCGUCGCAUUGAAAGAUACGAGUCUAGAUUUAGGUUGAAAACGGCACACAUUUUGAACGAGGAGAUCCUGUACCGAGGCGACGAAUGGAAAGCUGUGAACGUCGUACGAUUCACAGCGGAAGAACAGAAGCACGUGUUGCGGAAA
Messenger RNA from Nomia melanderi (Alkali bee), 809 nucleotides. Lineage: Eukaryota; Metazoa; Arthropoda; Insecta; Hymenoptera; Halictidae. The record is from RefSeq and is a predicted model, not a curated record.